AUGGCUUCAAUAGACCCAAUAACAGUGGAUCUCACAACAUUCUGGGUUGAACGCGACCCAUCCAGCCUCUACUGCUUGUCCUGCGGCAAGUCCUUCGAUGACGACGCUCUUAUCCGUACUUUCACCGUUCAAAAUGGACCUUCUUCUGGUGAUUUGACAUGUAGCAAAGCCGUCGAUUUGCCAUCGGGUCGCAGAGUCUCACUAUUUGACCGACACUUGAAAUGUAUUAGCCAAGACGGAAUAGCCUUCGCAGCAGUUUCUCACGUCUGGAACACCCACGUUUCAAAGGCCCAACAGCAAGGCAUGCACUCUCCACAAUGUCGCGAGGCCAUAGACGUUGUCUCAGACGUUCCAAUCAAGAUCUUUGAAGGGUUUCAAAAGAGCGUUCAAACCGGGGAAUGGGAGUUCUGGCACGACUACUUCAGCGUCCCCCAGUGGAACAACAGUCUUAAAACCAGAAUCUUAAUUUCUAUCCACAACGUGUUCAGUAAAGCAGAUCAUGUUAUUUUCCACUUGGACGAUAUAACUCCUGGCAUGGUAUCAAAUUUGUAUUAUGGCGCGACUGCUGAAGAUCGGGUUACGGCUGUGAUCGGCAUCUGCAGAGCCAAAUGGUACUCACGCAUGUGGACAGCGAUGGAGCUUACCAGGAGCGAACGUACGAGAACAAUGAUUUCCGAUUACACACUGUCCAGCGACACGGACGAUGCAGUAUUCUUGAGAAAAUUGCGGGAAGUUUCCGACGCGGAACUGAGCAAGUUUCCUACAGUUCACCACUACGCAGAACAUUACUGGCACCUCAUGCGUGGUAACAGCGUAGAUUGGCCUAUCGGCCUAGGCCCAUUGCUGAAGGUCAAAGAUCUCAAGCGAACCAAUUUCGCACAUGCCUUUGUGACACUGUCACAUCGCGGCUGUCGAGAUCGGAUGGACUUCAUGCAUGGAUUGAGGGGCAUUGUCGUGGGCGCCAGAGAGAGACCCCUUGAGAUGGAGUUUUGGCAAGAGUUCCGGCGGACGGCUCGAGAGUGUCUACUUGCCAAAGAUUACAGCCCUCUGUUAAUUACGCCCGUCGUGAAGAUGGAAGACCUUCGUCUGAGCAAGGAUCCACGGGGACUGAUAAACACAACAUACCAUGAUUAUUGGACGUGGGAGCUUGGCGAAGAGGAACAUGAGCCGUCGUUUACCCAAGAAAUAGUCGUGGACGAACUGAAGAACAGGGUAACAGCUCACUUUCAGCGCAUCGGCUUCGUGGCCACCAUUCACGUCGUAAAAGACGAAGCGUGGCAUACUGAUGCCUUACUUGACUUUGCGAGGUGCGCCAUGUUGACUCUGCGUUUCACCGGCCCAGAUCUGCCAGCUUUUAUUGCCACUCUGGGAACCAGGUUAUAUGGCGAAGACGCCAGCUUUAUUGUAUCGCAAUUAAAAGAGAGCGAGCAAUUCGAAAAGUUGAAGAAUGUUUUGAAGCAGCGAUAUGACGAUCUGUACACCAAACACUGGGAUAUAGAAGGGGAAACCGGGGCCCGGUGGCUUGCGGACGUCAUGACGCUGUCGAGCAUAGCACCGGGGUUUUCGGAGAGUCGCCUCGCCCUCUAUGGUGCUCGCUAUGGUACCAUGCACUGUUUUCCGUAUGAUUGCAUCACCGCAAUUACUUGUACGUUCUGUAGUGUGACGUCUCUCUUCCGCACGGCAGCCUUCGUGCCCUUAGCAGAGUUGAGACACGCCGUGGCCUUUCGCAUUCCGGGACUGAAAUACCGCAUGUCAAUAGCGAACGGCAUGGCAUUCUUCAAGAAAGGCACGCGUGUCGUCGGCCGGAUGUUGUGGGCGACGCCGGCUUGUGAAUGCUUCCAAAUGGAGCGGGUGACUGUGGAGUUACCUGAUUUCUUUCCGCCUCGAAGCGGCAAGGAAGUGUGCUAG
Colletotrichum truncatum is the source of this 1908-nucleotide messenger RNA. RefSeq lists its product as uncharacterized. Lineage: Eukaryota; Fungi; Ascomycota; Sordariomycetes; Glomerellales; Glomerellaceae. The record is from RefSeq and is a predicted model, not a curated record.